Acanthopagrus latus (yellowfin seabream) is the source of this 786-nucleotide messenger RNA. Its product is annotated as lymphocyte antigen 6D-like. The record is from RefSeq and is a predicted model, not a curated record. NCBI's taxonomy places the organism in Eukaryota, Metazoa, Chordata, Actinopteri, Spariformes, Sparidae. Bases 67 to 306 code for a protein of 79 amino acids. The transcript is spliced from 3 exons.
UAUGCUGUUUGUGUGUCAGUAUAAAAGCGCCUGUGCAGGAGGUUUGUCCACAUACCAUCUGACAACAUGAAGCUGCUACUUCUCAUGACCGUGGUGCUGCUGUGUAGCACUCAAGUGCUCACACUCACAUGCUACACCUGUGGUGGUGCAAGUGACCCCGACUGUAAUACAGAGAUGGUGUGCCCACCGACAGCUCAGUUCUGCAAGACCGUAGAGUCAGAGGGCGUUAUCACCUCUCGGACCUGCGAGGCUUCGUGCUCUGAAGAUGCUGCUGGCGUAUCCUGCUGCUCGACAGAUUUCUGCUAGAGACCAGGCAUCACUCUUCCAGAUGUCACUUUCGUUUUCUUGCUCAAUCAAAAAUAUGUUUGAAAAAAUUUUAACUUGAACCAGAACAUCCUGUCUUUGAUUUCUCAUGUUAUUGUUCACUUUCAAUGAGACCUCUGGUAGUCAAAGCCAUGUCUUUUUUUUCCUUUUUAAAUGAAUAAUGCUGGAAGCUGGGCAGCUGCACACACACACACACACACACACACACACACACACACACACACACACACACACACACACACACACACACACACACACACACACACGCGCACACACACACAGGCACACAUGCCAACAAACACACUUAAUCCCCUCUUGAUGUCACUUAGUGGGUCACUGCACCAGCCGACUGCUAUGUGGGUUGCUGUCUGUCUGUCUGUGUUGCAAUGCAAAGUUAGACUAUCAACUAAUCUGUUUCAAAAUCACUGAAUGGAGAAUGAAUAAAUCUUUGAAUUGAUCUCA